GAUAAUUAAUUAUAUUGUUGUUGACAAGGACAGGGGCAACCCUCACUCACUCACUCAUUGUCCUUACUCACCCCUCUCUCUCUUAGCAUUAGCAUCAAAAACACUCUCUUGGUUAUCCAAUCCAAACACCACCCUUCUUCUCAUACCCUGCUCAGUUAGCAGCAGCUACUCUCAUUCCUCUACCGGAGCAAAACUAUAAACAAAAAAAACAAGUCCAUCGUAUGGGUCUCUUAGCAUCCUCAUGCUUCAUUCUCAUUGCUCUCCUACUCCUCACUCCCAAAGGUGUUAUGGGUGCCACCUUCACAUUCUUUAACAAAUGCGACUACACAGUGUGGCCUGGGAUUCUCGCAAAUGCCGGUAGCCCACCACUCGACAGCACCGGUUUUGAGCUCCCCAAGGACACUUCUCGCGCCUUCCAAGCUCCCACCGGCUGGUCCGGUCGUUUCUGGGGCCGAACCGGUUGCACCUUCGACGGAUCCGGCGCCGGCUCAUGCCUCACCGGCGACUGCGGCUCCGGCCAAGUCGAAUGCAACGGCGCCGGAGCCGCCCCGCCGGCAACCCUGGCGGAGUUCACGCUCGGCACCGGAGGUCAAGACUUCUACGACGUGAGCCUCGUUGAUGGCUACAAUCUUCCCAUGAUCGUGGAAGGCACUGGUGGGUCGGGUCUUUGCGCCUCCACGGGUUGUACCUCGGAUCUGAACCAGCAAUGUCCUGCGGAGCUGAGAGCCUCGGAGGGAAGCGCGUGCAAGAGCGCGUGUGAGGCUUUUGGUAGCCCUGAGUACUGCUGCAGCGGCGCGUAUGGCUCACCCGCCACUUGCAGGCCGUCCAUUUACUCGGAGAUGUUCAAGGCUGCUUGCCCUAGGUCUUAUAGCUACGCAUACGAUGAUGCUACGAGUACGUUUACGUGUUCCGGCGCCGAUUAUACCGUUACCUUCUGUCCAUCCUCUCCAAGUCAGAAAUCUUCACGAGAUACCACUACCAACCCCAUGACCUCAACAACAACAUCACCAGGGUCAGGGACAGUGACAGGAACCGGAACCGGAACAGGAUCCGAAGGGGCAGUGGUAUACACGGGUGCGGACAACGGCGUUGCGUAUAAUACAGUUACGGAUUCCGGGUCAAGUUCAGGAUCCGGAGGAGAAACAAUGCUCGCAGAUGGGUCAUAUUUAGCUGGUUUAGCCAUGGGAGACUCCCCUAAAAGAACAGUUUCCAUCGCGUUUGUUUACUCUGCUAGCUUUUUGCUUAUUCUCUUCCUGCUUUAGCUGCACCAGCAUUGCUUGUUAAAUGUGUAAAUGGCUCUUAGAUUUUCGGGUUUUUCGUGGGUGGGUUCAAGAAUUUUGGCUUUGCCAGUAAAGCUGGCAGAUUCUCUCCCUCAUUGUAAACCACCUUCCAAAAGAUUCGCCAGAAAAAGUAUUCCGUGUUUCAUUCGUUAAAGUGCUUGUUUUUAUAUUAGUAUUAUCAUCUUGGGAGCAUUUAUCUCCCCCAUCCAA
Molecule: messenger RNA, 1490 nt
Organism: Glycine soja
Lineage: Eukaryota; Viridiplantae; Streptophyta; Magnoliopsida; Fabales; Fabaceae
Product: thaumatin-like protein 1
Exons: 3
Coding region: 222-1262 (346 amino acids)
Biological process (GO): defense response
Cellular component (GO): extracellular region
Source: RefSeq, a predicted model, not a curated record